AUGGCGCUCAUUGGUAAUACAUUUGAGCGGGUUUUCAUUGCAUAUGGUUCGUGUAUUGAGGGUUUUUUGAGUGGUGCAAGGGCUAUAUUAUAUGUUGAUGGAACUCAUUUAAGUGGUCCAUAUAAGGGGACACUACUCUCAGCGUCGGGAUAUGAUGCAGAUAAUGACUUGUUGCCUUUUGCAAUAGCAGUGGUGAAAUCAGAGAACCUUGAUGACUGGACUUGGUUUCUGUUCAAAAUUAAAGAAAUUGUUGGUUCGGUGCAGGUGACGAUUGUGUCAGACCGACACAAUGCCAUAAUAGGAGCUGUCCAAGCAAUAUUUGGAGGUGAAAGACAUGCGUAUUGUUAUAGGCAUGUGAAGGAAAACUUCAGCGCUGAACAAGUGAAAGUAAACAGAGGUAAAAGGACAAGCCAAUGGUCAAAAGAAGAUGCAUUAAAGGUUCUUGAUAGAGUAGCUUAUGCAAAGGUUGAUAGUGACUUUGAUAAUGCAAUGGCAGAGCUGAGAACUAUGUCUCCUGAGUUACAUGAUUGGGUUAUCAAUCAAGGUGAUGUGAAUAGGUGGGCAAUGAGCAAGUUUCCAUUUAAAAGAUGGGACAAUAUAACAACCAAUAUAGCUGAGUCUUUCAAUUCUUGGAUGGUGAAGGAGAGAAAGCAUAAUGUGGCGCAAAUGAUCCAUGAGCAUCGGGAGAAAGUAGCAAGGAAGAUGCAUGCAUCAUAUAUGUGUAUGAGUAAGUGGAGGAAUUGUGUUGGGCCAAAAACCGGGCAAAGGUUCUGGAGAAUGUGUAUUUCAGAAUUCCAUGCUGCCAUGCUUGUGCAGCCAUUAAGACUGUGGGGGGAAAUAUAUGAAUAUGUUGAAGAUUGUUACAAAAUUUCAGCACAGGAGAAAAUAUAUGGCAGGAGCAUGGUUCCAGUGACUGCUUACUUGUUAUAUCAGCAAAUAGAGGUUGCUACUGCUUACUUGUUAUAUCAGCAAAUAGAGGUUGCUGUCAAACCACAUGUGCUUUGUGGUUAUUUGACUAGUAUUGCUGUAAACUCCCUUGCUUGA
Messenger RNA from Neltuma alba, 1044 nucleotides. RefSeq lists its product as uncharacterized. The transcript is spliced from 4 exons. The coding region runs from base 1 to 1044 and encodes 347 amino acids. The record is from RefSeq and is a predicted model, not a curated record. Lineage: Eukaryota; Viridiplantae; Streptophyta; Magnoliopsida; Fabales; Fabaceae.